AGCGUCGGGACACGUUCGUUAAUGUUGUGUGUAGAGGCGACGGCGGCUGCUCCCUCCAGGUACCCGCACCCCUCUCUCACUGCUCCCUCCAGCACUUCUUUCGAGCUACAAGUGUCCGCAGCAGUUAAUGUGAAAGUUCCCCAGUUGCAGUCUGUCGAUCAACCGUAGCGAGAACGUGUUCUAUCGGAAUGUUGAUUAAGUAUGGCUGGCGAGGAUACACCUGAUGGAGAUGGGCCAUUGUAAUAUUGGAAAAAUCCAGUCCAAGAUUCUUUCCUAUAUAACUGUGAAACAUUUAUUAGAAAUGAAAAGAAAGGAAAGAUAAGUGAUUGGAAUAAGAAAAAUGAAAAAAUAAUACAAAUUCAUAAUAUUAAGAAAAUAAUAUAAAAAAAAUUAUUGUAAAAGAAAAGUGAACAUUGCUCAACCUUUUGUAUUUGGGAGAAAUGUGAAAAAACAUUAAAGUAAUAACUAGCAGUUGUGGAGAAGCUGAAGUGUAAGAGCAUUCUUAAUAUAAACAACAAUAAUAUAAUGUGAAGGCUAUUAAGCCUGUCCAUAUCAUUGAAGGGUCAAGUUUCCGAGAGAUUGCAAAUGGCACGCGUACUGUAAAUCCAGAAGUAACUGGAGGCACACCUCUGCGACACAAGGUGAGAGCAAAUGUCUUACAGAAGGCCGGAUAUGAACCUGUGCAACACACCUUAAGAACAAACAUUGUGCAGGAGACCAGAGGUACACCUCUACGACAAGGUGAGAGCAAACGUUAUACAGAAGGCCGGAUAUGAACCUGUGCAACACACCUUAAGAACAACAAACAUUGCGCGGGAGACCAGAGGCACACCUCUAUGACAAGGUGAGAGCAAACGUUAUACAGAAGGCCGGAUAUGAACCUGUGCAACACACCUUAAGAACAACAAACAUUGUGCGGGAGACCAGAGGCACACCUCUACGACACAAGGUGAGAGCAAACAUGAUGCAAGAAACUGGAAGAAUACACGUACAAUGCAGUGUGAGAGAAAACAUCGUGAAAGAGUAUAGAGGUCAUAACAUGUGACCAGUACAGAGAUCUUGGAUGGUAUGACCAAUAAAAAGGUGGCAUGCAAAAGGAAGGGCAAUUUUCUAAAUGACAAAACUGAAAAAUCAGUAGCUAUGGAAACUGAAGCACAACAACCUCCACUGAACACUGAUGGUUCAGAGGAUUCAGGAUUUUCCUUUAGACUUGAUGAUAGCAUUACCAAUAAAGAUAAAAGUUGUAUAAUAGAAAAUGAUAUCAUCAUUUUACUUGAUGAAAACAUUAUAAUUUUUGAUGAUAUAGCUUUAUAUUAUGACAUCUUCCCAGAAAAUGGAGAGCAUAGUGAUAUGCGAGAUAAUAACACUAUGAUAAAUCUUGAAUUUCAAGUACAGAACAACUCAAAUUGUGUCAACAUUUCUAAGCAGGAGCAUGGAGUUAUGGUUGAGAGGCAACUGGAGAACGACAAGUGUACAUCAGUGCGCAGUGCAUGGAGUACAUUUGUUCUCAAGGUGGUGAGUGAGGAUUUAACGGAUAACAUUGCUCUCUUAAGAUUGCUCUCACCAGAUAAAGAUGGAAAACAGAGAUUUUUUGUUCAAGGUAUUAUUAAAAAUACAUUGGGCUUUAAUUUUGCUGGCAUGUUUUCUUAUUUUAGUGGUCUGAAAAAUUGUAACAUGGAUAAAGAUGUGUAUCUUUUUAAUAUGAAACUUUUGAAGGAACAAAUUGAGAAAGCAGAUAACACUGCAUUUCAUUUUGAUGGCAUACAUAAAGAAGAAUUAAACAUAAUAUGCCAGAUUACUAAAAGAGCAGUGGAUAUCAUUAUUGAACAGGAUAAUGCAUUCAGAAUAAAUAAGAAUACAAAUGUCAUUUCUACUAAUUUAAUGAGUGCUUAUACAGAGAUUUCAAAUAUUAUAAAAAUUGUAGACUUUUGCACACUUUCAACAGGAAAGCCUUUUGAUGUGUGUCAAACUGAACAAUUAAAUAACAACUGUGUAAAACACUCAACAUACAUUUCAAAUGAUUCCUGCUCCUUCAACAAACAAAAAGAUAGUUUAUGUAAAGGAGGCCCUGAUGGCAAUACACACAAAGAUGUUGCCACCCAAACCCAUGGCUACUUAAAUAUUUGUACUCAGUCUCACUUUCAUGAUAAAGACAAAUGGAUAAGUAGGAAAAUUCCAGGUCUUGGAGAGAAAAUAUUUGUCAAUUUAGAGAGUUGGAGGCCAGGAAAUGGCAGUAAUUGGUCUUCCAGUGACCUUCAUAUAAUAAUAGAGAAAGAAGAUGGAACCAUAGAAGAGGAUUUCUUUACACUACCCAUUGGAAAGUGUUCAGCUGGUGUUCCUGGACAACAUUCAGAAUGUGAUGAGCAGAAGCAGAAUAAGAAGUGUAGCAGAGCAAACAGACUUGCUAACAUAGCUGGUGUGGCUCCACAGACAAUGUGUCAACUCCUACCUUGUGCAGAUAAUAGUGUCACCACAACAGGUAUAGGAAUGAGCCUUGCAGAAAAGGAGGCCUGUUCACUCUCUUCAAGUUAUAAUAGUGAGACCUUCAAUAAUGCACAACGGUGCUCUCCCUCAAGAGAUUUAUACAACAGCUUAAAGAUUGUAGAUGUAAAUAAUAUGAAUGACAAUGACUGGGUAGAAGGUUUUGUCUCUCCUGAUCCAUUGUUAAGUCAGUGUGGAAAUAUAAAGGCAAAUAGACCUAAUUUUGUUAAUCAAGAAUCUGAAAAAAACAUAAAUUUGUCUCCAGAUAUGUUCAGUGAGAAACAAGGCAAAAAGGAAGCGUUUAGAGUUUUGAAAACUGCUUUACUCUCACGAGAUGAACACAGUGCCAGCAGAGAUGAUGAGGCAGGACCUGAGAAUACAAGUGAAAAUAUUAAUAUAAAUGACAUUGAUCUGAAGGAAAAUGAUCACACAAACUCUAAAGAUACAAACUGGACCAGAAGUUUUUCAAGGAAAUUAAAGGCAGUUGGUAUCAAUGAGCACUUGUCACCAAGAACAUCCACAAUAGGAUUGGAAACUCAUGAAAUUUUCAAGACACAGAAUGAUCCUUGCAAUUCUUCCUCAGGAGACAUUGAAAUAUUAGCAAACUAUUUUUCAUUUAAUUCGCCCAAAAAAAGCAAAAAGUGUAGUUGUGUAGAUGCAGUGGAUGAAGUGUCACCAUUGCCCAUGGUUUGUAGACGAUUAGUAAGUGGGAGCCCAAGUGUGAAAACCAAUCUCAUUUCUAACGACUCUGCAGGUAAGACGCCAGCAAAGAAUUGCAACAAAGCCUUUACAAGAGAAGCACAAAGGCAUGGUAUGAGCAGCACCAGCAAGCUUCAUCAUUGCCCCGCAUCACAAGAUCCAACUGCCAAUGACAGAAAACAUAAUAUUUCCAGUAACAAAUGUGGGUGUUCAUUUGCAUAUGAUGUACACAUGCCAUUACUUUUCACUGCUAAACCUUCCCUGUUGGCAGGUAGACAGCUUAUGGAACCAACAAACAAGUCUGCCAGUAUUCAAGGUCAUAGGAGUCACAAACGAGUCAAGCUUAGUGCUUGUACUGAUAAGAUCAAAAAGUUUAGACAAAGAAAGAAACGUAAGGCCAGGAGGAGAAACCAUAGGAAAUUAACAUAAUAAUUUAUUUUUUGUUGCAAAUUUAGAAAACAAAAGUAUAAAAUUACUGCAUGUAAUAAUAUGUUCUGUAAUAUACUGUAAUAGUGAGAAGAUAGGGGAAACCUUUUAAAGGUUUGUAAAAAAAAUUUUUACAGAAGUUCACUCAAAUUUUAUUAAAACAUUUUUGUACAAACUUUCACUUUUUCCAGAUUUAGCUUAACCCUUAAACUGCGCAACGCGCCUGCAGGC
Procambarus clarkii (red swamp crayfish) is the source of this 3837-nucleotide messenger RNA. The record is from RefSeq and is a predicted model, not a curated record. NCBI's taxonomy places the organism in Eukaryota, Metazoa, Arthropoda, Malacostraca, Decapoda, Cambaridae.